This is a messenger RNA of Erigeron canadensis, 1926 nucleotides long. RefSeq names its product U4/U6 small nuclear ribonucleoprotein Prp31 homolog. NCBI's taxonomy places the organism in Eukaryota, Viridiplantae, Streptophyta, Magnoliopsida, Asterales, Asteraceae. Gene Ontology annotation, biological process: mRNA splicing, via spliceosome; spliceosomal tri-snRNP complex assembly. Gene Ontology annotation, cellular component: precatalytic spliceosome; U4/U6 x U5 tri-snRNP complex; U4 snRNP. The transcript is spliced from 9 exons. The coding region runs from base 82 to 1539 and encodes 485 amino acids. The record is from RefSeq and is a predicted model, not a curated record.
CAUAUAUAUCGUAUAAACCGGGUGAAAAGGCCAGACGACGCGGCUCCGAUUCUACUUCCGACAUCAUCAGUUUGUAUAAGAAUGGCAAAUCUUGAAGAUUCUUUUCUCGCAGAUCUCGAGGAUCUUUCGGACAAUGAUAACGAGAAUCUGGAUGAAGACAAUGGGGAUGCAGAACACAUGGAAGAGGAUGUUCAUGGAGAUUUAGCCGAUUUAGAAGCAAUCAAUUACGAUGAUCUUGAUAGCGUUUCCAAGUUGCAGAAAUCACUGAGAUAUAUCGAUAUUAUGAAGAAAGUUGAGGGUGCUCUCGAGAAAGGGUCAGACAUGUCAAAUCAAGCUAUGGUUUUGCAAGAUGAUCCUGAGUACCAGCUCAUUGUGGAGUGUAACACAUUGUCGGUUGAUAUAGAAAAUGAGAUUGAAAUUAUUAAUAAAUUCAUUCGUGAUAAGUACCGCCUCAAGUUUCCUGAGCUCGGGUCUCUUGUGCACCACCCUAUCGAUUAUGCACGUGUGGUCAAGAAGAUAGGGAAUGAAGUUGACUUAACCCUUGUGGAUCUUGAAGGGCUGCUGCCAUCAGCCGUCAUUAUGGUUGUUUCUGUUACGGCAUCUACCACCAGUGGGAAACCUCUUCCUGAGGAUGUUCUUCAGAAGACCAUCGAGGCUUGUGAUCGAGCCCUUACACUGGAUGCAUCAAAAAAGAAAGUUCUGGAUUUUGUUGAAAGCAGAAUGGGCUACAUUGCUCCGAAUCUUUCUGCCAUUGUUGGGAGUGCGGUUGCUGCCAAACUCAUGGGGACAGCUGGUGGUCUUUCGUCACUAGCAAAGAUGCCGGCAUGUAAUGUUCAGAUUCUAGGUGCCAAAAAGAAGAAUUUGGCUGGUUUUUCUACUGCAUCAUCUCAGUUUCGUGUUGGUUACAUUGAACAAACAGAGGUUCUUCAGACCACCCCUCCUUCCUUAAAGAUGCGUGCUUGUCGGCUUUUGGCUGCAAAAUCAACUCUUGCAGCACGUGUUGACUCCAUUGGAGGUGAUCCAUCUGGAACUCAAGGAAGAACUUACCGUGAAGAAAUUCGCAAGAAGAUUGAAAAGUGGCAAGAACCGCCUCCUGCAAAGCAACCUAAACCACUUCCAGUCCCUGAUUCUGAACCUAAGAAGAAAAGAGGUGGUCGUCGCCUUCGUAAGAUGAAGGAGAGAUAUGCUAUUACAGAUAUGCGAAAGUUGGCAAACAGAAUGCAGUUUGGAAUUCCUGAAGAGAGCUCACUUGGCGAUGGACUAGGAGAAGGAUAUGGUAUGCUUGGUCAAGCUGGAAAUGGGAAGUUGCGUGUAUCAGUUGGUCAGAGCAAGCUUGCUGCCAAAGCUGCCAAGAAGUACAAGGGUAAGCAAUAUAGUAGCGGUGGGGCAACCUCUGGUUUGACUUCAAGUUUGGCUUUCACACCUGUGCAGGGCAUCGAUCUCAUAGAUCCCCAGGCAGAUGCUAAUAGACUUGGGAGUGGAAUGCAGAGCACAUAUUUCUCAGAAACGGGAACAUUUUCAAAGAUCAGAAGAAUUUGAAUCACAUGGCUAUCUAGAGAAGCUUGCACACUUUGAUUUCGUUUUGUAAGGUGGAAUUGAAUACUAAAUAGCAGCAUAUACUUAUUUGAACCUGGUAGUUGUGAAAAGAGCUAUGUAAAGCAUAUGCUUUAUUAUCCACCCUCGCUGAAUCAGAAAAGAUGUCUAUGAUGCAGAGAUGACCAUGCUAUUUUCACUUCGUCAUUGGAGUUAUGUAAGUAAAUGAUGUGUUCCGUAUGCUGACGAAAGGAUAUAGUUACAAUGGUAGCUUAUCUGUUAACGUAAUGAUCUAUAAGAUGUAUGCAUUUGAAUAUGCUACUGGUAAGUUGUUGAACCAAUUUGCCCAUUUGAUCAACUUUUGAAGUGACUUCAACCCAUUUUCCCUUUGUA